UAUGCCAUUGGCCAAAGUGUUGUUAAUGAUAGUAUUUUUUUUUUUAGUAUUUUUUUUCUUUCUCCUUCCCCCUUCAGUGUAUCCAAACAUUUUUCUUGGCUGAUCCACCAUAUCUGCUUUGCAUCAAGACCCUUUUACUGUUUCCUCAUCCCCAUAGAGAAAGGGUUAAACAAAAUGGUGACAGUGUUUUGGGUCACUGCAGAAAAAUCUUGCAGUGUGCUGUGCAUGUGUGUGUGACUAUUUUCCUGUUCCUUUUCAUUCUUCAGCCUUCAAUGCCAUUUAAGGGCAGUCUGAAUGAAGGACGAAAGCACUUUCCAACCAGCUGUGAAUACGCCAAGAAUAGAGCAAUCAAGAGCCAGACAACCGACAAAAUGAAGUAGCCAGAGGGGCCUCAACUGCCCUGCACAGCUGGAGCCUUCAAUAAUGUUGGGGCCAAAACACCAUAACUGGCCCCCUCAUUUCUGACCCAACAUGGAGCUCAAGGUUUGGGUGGAUGGAGUCCAGAGGGUAGUCUGUGGGGUCACUGAGGCAACCACCUGCCAGGAAGUGGUGAUUGCUCUGGCCCAGGCCAUAGGUCGCACUGGGAGAUACACUCUGGUAGAAAAAUGGCGAGACACAGAGCGUCACCUAGCCCCUCAUGAGAGCCCUGUAGCUUCCUUGAACACCUGGGGCCAGUACGCUGGUGAUGUACAGCUGAUCCUGCAUCGCACUGGCCCCUCCCUGACUGAACGACCCCCAUCAGAAGGACCCACUCUCAGGGGGCCUGAGCGCGGGCUGCACCGACAGAGCCUCCCCCCCCUCGCCAAGCUUCGUCAUCCCAACGAUCGCUCCCUCCGCCGACGUGAACCACGCCGCAAGUCUCUCACGUUCACCGGUGCACCCAGAGGCCUUAGGGAAAUCCUGAGCGGGGGGCGGAUCGGGGAGGCUGAAGCCAAGCGAAGAUUUCUCCUGGGAAAUGGUGGGAAUCACCACCAUGGAGGACCAGCCAUCGGGAGCGCAUCUCCUGGCCUGUGGGCCUGUCGCAUGGAAGAUCUGGUCAGACUGGUCGGUAUACAGAGAGAGACUCUCAAUGUGCUAGAGAAGAAGCUGGAGGCCUAUGAGGCUGAGCUGCAGGCCUCGGCUGAGGGAAGGGGAGUGCGAAGUGGAGGGUGUAUUGGGGACCCAGGUGCAGGGCUGAUAGAAGAGAUCCUGAGGCUGGAGAAGCACCUGAGGAAGAAUGAGGUGGAAAUGGAGGAGGAGGAGUUUUGGGCCACUGAGCUGCAGAUUGAGCUAGAAAGUGAGAGACAGCUGGAGGAAAGACUACAGGAGCUACAAGGACGCCUGCAGAGCUGUGAACUGGAAAUUGAAGAAAAGCUGGCAAUGGUACAGGGUGUGGCGGCCGGUCUGGAAGAGGAGCGGCUGCAAAGGGAGCGGCAGGAGACCCAGUGGGUCAGUGAGGCAGAGGCUCGGGCUCAGGUCCUCAGGGUUAAAGCAGAGCUAAAAGCUCAGGAGAGACAGGCUGUCCAGCUGGAGAGCAGCUGCAGAGCUGUUGACAGGUCACUUGGACAAAGCAGCAAAAAGCUGCAGGACAUGCAGCACGAGCUGGAGCAGCUGACCAAGGAGCUGAGGCAAGUUAACCUGCAGCAGUUCAUCAAGCAGACAGGCACCAAAGUCACAGUGCUGCCAGCUGAACCCUCUGAGGAUGAAAGUAGCCACAACAGUCAUGGUAUAGAUUUAGUUCCACUCUCUGGCUCAUUGAAGCGCCCCGUGUCGUCCCACCCGAUGUCCAGUCACCUCCGGGUCCUCCACAGCCCUCUCAGUUCUGGCCUGAACCCAGAGGGGAUCUAUGUGUGAGACAGUUCUGAAUGGAAGAAAAACACAUGUUCUGUCUCCCCCCAAGAGCCAAUUUCACCCCAGAACCCAUUUAUAUGCGGAUGUCUUAGUACAGGAUACCUCAGUAGCACACUACUAUGCACUGUUGUUUCAAUGACCUGGAGGCAGCCUUUAGUAUGAAGACUCAAAUAGUUAAGGAACGAUGUUGAAAUGGAAGUCAUGGAGCACUUGGUGGUCAUGAAAGAUAGUUAGAAGUUAUGGCAUGAAGAAAAAAACACAGCAGCAUGGUCUGAACAUGUCAGGCUGUUGUGGACUUCUUUCAUAAACAUAUCCACUUAAUGUACUUUUAUUCUCACUUUAGUACCUGCUGAAUGAUUUGUAUUGUUUUCUCACAAGCAUCAUGAUUCAAAACUAUUGCCUUUUGAACAGUAUUCUUGAGAAUCUUGGUAUGUGAACCUAUGAACUCUAUAUCUUUGAUAUCGUAUGUCAUUCCUGCAGUGAAUACAUUUUACCUGCCAUAACGACUGGUUCUUAUAUAAGUAAUGAAGGAUCCACUUGUGUCUGUAGUGAAACUAUGUCUAGAAUCUCGCAGAAUCUAUUCCUCUAGCUCUGAAUGUCUGUUCAUGUUAAAACUAUGCACAAAUGGUUAAUAGUUUUGUUACUGAAGAAUGUUACUGUCUGUAUGUACCAAAAUGAUGGCUUAGUGUAAAUGUUUUCUUACUUUUCAGCUUUAUCUAGUGAAUUAUUAUAUUUUAUUACGAAGCGGUGCAUUCACAGUUAGGAAAAUGCAGAGCCCUCAUUCCUGCAGUAAUAGCUGCACAAUGAAACAGUGUUAAUUAUCCUCUUAAGCUGUUUUUUGUUGUUAAAUGACUACACAGAAUAUUUUUGCCAAACGUAUUAUGCUUGUUUCUCUGUAAGGAUUGGUGGCCAAAGAUUAGCAGGUCUUGUUGCAUGAUUGUGCUCUUAAUAUAGCCAUGUGAGGAUGUGCAGAGCACCCACAGUACAGUAAAUCAGUGAGUCAAACCUAAAAAUGGUGGCAUGUAUUAAUACAGUGGAUAGCUACAGCUACAGUGUGUAUGUGUGUGAAUGAACCAGUGAUUAAAGAUACAUGUAUGAAUGAGUCAGAACAGCCAAGAUUUGAAACCCCUGUAGGUUGUAGUUCAGCUGCUAAUCACAUCAAAGUGCCUUAUAUUCAUUCCACAGUUGGUGUAUUCAAGUAACGUACAGUAGAGCUUUAGCAAAAAAAUUUAAAGCAAUGAUCAUAGUCAGUUUAGUUACAGCAUUGAUAGAUGUGUUAGUGCCACAUUGCACAGGGGGAAUGGCAAUAGAGUGGCAACAAACAGGAAACUAUUAUUAUCACUUAUCUAACAGUGUUUUGUAGAAAUGUCAGUGGAAAGAACAUUAGUGAGAGUGCUUUCCACCUUGCUACUGUAUUAUUGUCACCAUGAUACUAUGUGCUGUAAAAUGCAUUUACAUUUAAUCUGAUUUUAUUUCUUGUCAUGCAACACAUACUGUAUACUGUAGUUUGGAUCAGAAGCACUGUCAACCAGGAAUAAGUAGUUGAUGUGAUACUGAGGGAAAGUCCACCCUGUAACAUUCUGUGUCUAUAAAAACAUGCAAAACAUCAUCACUACAGCGAUGUCUCUUCAGUUUAAAGAGAGACCUGUUUUUCAAUUCUUAGGUUCAAAAUAACCUGUGAUAAUCUGUAUUUUGAGGUGGAUUUUCCCUUUAAGAAACCACUUGUGUGUAUUUUUCCACCCUGGGAUGAGGUGUAGCUGUUGUCACUGUUUACAACUGUAUUUGUUCUAGAGAACUCUUAAGAUGUUGACUGUACAUAACCUGUUCUUAUUUUUAUUUUUUCCUGCCUUAACAUACUGCAAAGUGUUGACAGAUGUAUGGCUGUUACCUGGCUGCUGAUAUGACUUGGAUUGCAUGAUUCAAUAAACCAUCUGACAAAACUA
Molecule: messenger RNA, 3773 nt
Organism: Lates calcarifer (barramundi perch)
Lineage: Eukaryota; Metazoa; Chordata; Actinopteri; Centropomidae
Gene: rassf8a
Product: ras association domain-containing protein 8
Exons: 6
Coding region: 472-1833 (453 amino acids)
Biological process (GO): signal transduction
Source: RefSeq, a predicted model, not a curated record